AAACGUGUAGUUGAACAGUUAUUACAUUUUUUUAAAUGAAAUCCGGGUUUUUUGCCCCUUCUGUUUAACUGAGAUGAAGAAGCUGGACGUAUUUCAAACUUUACUGAAAGAAGUUUUCGUGACGUUUUUAAUUAUCUUCACGUUUCAAGGCUCUAACUGUCAGCUUGUGCUCCAACCUGCUGGUCCAACUCAGGUGAAUGCAUUAGUUGGUACCAACGUGACUCUGGCUGUGUCCUUCAGUGGUGCUCCAAACCCAUUGGUUAGCUGGUCCAGAUCUAAUAUAACUGUUGGCACGUGGACCAUAAACUCCAAUUCCUCACCAGACAUCGCUCCAAACAGCAGGGAUGUGCUCCGGAUCGAAAACAAUGGAUCUCUUACUUUUCUACAUGUUCCGCUUGGAUAUACUGGGAACUACACCAUAGAGCUGGCCAAGUCUGGAUUAGAAAAAGUCUCCAGAACUUUCACUCUAAGGAUAUUUGAAAACUUCCAGAGCGUGAGUCUGAACACUCAGUCGGAUUUUGCCAAAGAGGGGACUGAAAGUUUCACGUUAAAAUACAGCAUGCUUCAUGGAGUUGUGGAGCAACAGAUGUGGCAGUUUAAUGGCAAAGAGCUGAAAAACAGCUCACACUAUCUGAUAGAGGGAAGAAGCCUCGUGAUUCUACGACCCAACCGAAGUGACGCAGGACUGUACUCGCUUUUACUGACCAACCCCUUCAGCAGUGCGGCGGCUCGUAAGACUAUAACUAUUCUCUAUGGACCUGAUGCGCCUGUGGUUGGGGUUCAGCCAGCUCAGCUUCUCUAUAAAGCCGGAGACUCCUUAAGCCUGUCCUGUCAGGCUGAGGGGUUCCCAUCUCCAGUUACCGAGUGGACGUUUGAUGGUCAGAUCCUUCCUAAUUCUAACAAUGGAGUCCUAAAUCUAACAAAUGUGCAGACCAGCCAGGGGGGUGUUUACACUUGCACCCUGCUGAACACGCUGACUGCAGAAAAGCGUGAAAAGAGUCUGACUUUAAAGAUUUUUGAAAAGCCAGGGGGCUCCCCAAUGUGUUCCGUGGUGUCUGUGAAUGACGUCAGCCUGCAGUAUCAGUGCCGCUGGCCUGGAGGAACCCCACAGGCACAGCUGUCCUUCCCAGCUCUAAGCAACAACAGCAAUGGAGCAGAAAACUUCAGCCUGACUGUCACCGCUUCAGCUGACCUUAAUAAGAAAACUGUCAUUUGCAUAGCAGACCAUCCACUGGAACAAAACAAGUGCAAUGUAUCUGCAAGUGCUCCAAUGAAGUUCCUUCCCAUCGUAGAAACUUCUAUUGAUCCCUCUGGUAAAAUUGUGGUUUCCAUCAGCUGCCUCAGUGGUGCGUCCCCUCAGGCUGCGGUGUCAUGGUCCAGAGGCAAUGAAACUGUGACCAACGGAACGACACAACUGAUCAGCAGCAGCACCGAGCAGCUGAGAAUUUACAGUUACAACGUGAGCAGUUUCCUCGUCAUGCCAAACUACACCUGCGUGUGUUACAACCUCCUGGGAAGCCAGACUGGAAAGAUUCAAGUACAAGGGCCGUCGAUCUCGGAUUCCAGUUUGUUCCCGAACCAAAAUGGAACCAUCAUCACUUUGACCUGGGAGGUCCCACCUACAGCUAUUGUUACAGGGUUUGGCAUCCAAAUGAAAGGUCCAGCUCUUCACACCAAAAGUGGUAUUGUCACCAAAGCCAGUUCUGAUGGGUAUGUCACCAUUCAGUCGAAACUUGGAUCUGCCAGGAGCGCCGACAUCUUCCCUCUCGAUCCCAAAUCGACAUAUUGGUUUCGGAUCAUCCCCAAAGCUCGUCUCACUGAUGGAGUGCCAUCUAAGAUCCACAGAGCUGGUCCAGGUGAAGGAUUGAGUGGGUCUGCCAUCGCUGGGAUUGCUGCUGGAAUCCCGUGCAGCAUUCUGUUCCUGGCCCUGCUGUGUGUCACCAUUUAUCUCAUCCUCUACUGCAGCAACAAGAAGAAAAAUCAACAACCAACAUAUCCAGUCUCCAGAGCAGUGGCAAAGACAAAAAACAGCCAGACAACUACAUCUCCUCAUAAACUUCUGACUGGAGGACUGGCGUCUCCCCCUGACUACAACCGGCUGCAUAAGAACCCCUCUGAACGAACUGUGCCUCUGCCCACAUUUGUCCCCCCACCACCAGUCAGAGUUGCAACAACAGUCUGAGAUUUUUGCAAGAUGAAUAUAUUUUUUUACAGUAAUUACUUUAUUUAACUUAAAUACUUUUGUAUUUAUAAUCAACCACUUGUUUGUGUUGUGGAGGCAGCAGCCCCAGCAGUGAAGCUGUGAAAUAUGAGAUUUACUCCAACAUGUCCAGGGUCAACCAGGGACCUCCUGCUGGAAGGACAUGCCUUAAAGACUUCAGCUUUCUCCUCUCGACAUGGAGGAGCAACAGCAGCACUCUGAAUCCCUCCUGGAUAUACGAGCUCUUCGCCUCAUCUGUAAGACUGAGCUCAGCCACCCUGCAAAGGAAACUCAUUUUGGCUGUUUGGAUCCGUUAUCUUGUUCUUUCAGUCAUUCAAAGCUCUUGACCAUGGCUGAGAUUUGGAAUGAAGAUGAACAGAUAAACCGAGAGCUUUGAUUUCUUGCUUAGCUUCCCCUUUACCACAACAGAUUGGUUUAGCAUCCUCGUCACUGCAGAUGCUUUCCAAAAUUGCCCAUCUCCAGCUCCAGACCUUAAAAUCCACUGGAGCUGGGAGCUUUACCCUGACCCUCAUGGAUUGGUGGUCCACUACUUUACUUUCGAGGACCACAACCUCUGAUUUGGAGGCAAUCUUCACCUCAGCAACUUUGCACUUGCAAACGUCCCAAGCAAGAGCUGAAGGUCUUAGUUUGAUGAAGCUAAAAGGAAUGCAUCAUCCGCAAAAGCAAAUUAGAAUCUUUUGACUUUUUCACAUUUCUUAUAUCUGUAAAAAUGUAUAUUUGUGUAAUUUUAAAUAUUAUAAAUAUACUAUAAAGUGUGGAUGAUUUAUAAAGAUUUUUUAUUUACCUCAAUCUGUCAUUACUGUUAAACAAUAAAUCAAUAGACUAAAAAUAAAAAUAAAUGUGUCCGAUUCAAGCCUAUUCAGGUCAAUCAUGACAAAGCACAAUCCUAAAGGGUUACAUGUCUGAACCGAACAUCCAUCCAUUUUCAGCCGCUUAUCUGGAGUCGGGUCAUGGGGCCAGCAGCCUGAGCAGAGAGGCCCAGACUUCUCUUUCCCCUGCCACUUGGGCCAGCUCCUGUGGGGGAAUCCUAAGGUGUUCCUUGGCCAGCUGAGAAACAUAGUCCCUUCAGCGUGUC
This is a messenger RNA of Nothobranchius furzeri (turquoise killifish), 3296 nucleotides long. It is a transcript of the gene vsig10l, whose product is annotated as V-set and immunoglobulin domain containing 10 like. The record is from RefSeq and is a predicted model, not a curated record. Gene Ontology annotation, molecular function: protein binding. Lineage: Eukaryota; Metazoa; Chordata; Actinopteri; Cyprinodontiformes; Nothobranchiidae.